CUUAUGAUCCGGCGGAUCCUCCUGGGGAGGCCGGGCCGGGGAGAGGGCGCGGGCGCCGAGUGGCGGGGGCAGCGGGCAGGCGCGGCGACUGGGGCCGGGGCGGGGAUCCGGGCGGCGACCGCGGCGGCGGCGGCAGCGCCCCGGGCCCGCCGCCCCCUCCCCUCCGGCGAGGGGAGCAGCCGCUGCAUGGGGCCGGGGGGGCGGCCCUGCGGCGCGGAGCGGCGGCGACGGCGGCGGACCCCCCAGGCGGGCUGGGGCUGAGCCCGGGGCCGGGGCGGGGGCUCCGGGGGGACCAUGCCCGGAGGCCGGCCGGCCGCAGCAUGGCUCACGGGCCCGGCGCGCUGAUGCUCAAGUGCGUGGUGGUCGGCGACGGGGCGGUGGGCAAGACGUGCCUACUCAUGAGCUAUGCCAACGACGCCUUCCCGGAGGAGUACGUGCCCACCGUCUUCGACCACUACGCAGUCAGCGUCACCGUGGGGGGCAAGCAGUACCUCCUUGGACUCUACGACACGGCCGGACAGGAAGACUAUGACCGUCUGAGGCCUUUAUCUUACCCAAUGACCGACGUCUUCCUUAUAUGCUUCUCGGUGGUAAAUCCAGCCUCAUUUCAAAAUGUGAAAGAGGAGUGGGUACCGGAACUUAAGGAAUACGCACCAAAUGUACCCUUUUUAUUAAUAGGAACUCAGAUUGAUCUGCGAGAUGACCCCAAAACUUUAGCAAGACUGAAUGAUAUGAAAGAAAAACCUAUAUGUGUGGAACAAGGACAGAAACUAGCAAAAGAGAUAGGAGCAUGCUGCUAUGUGGAAUGUUCAGCUUUAACCCAGAAGGGAUUGAAGACUGUUUUUGAUGAGGCUAUCAUAGCCAUUUUAACUCCAAAGAAACACACUGUAAAAAAAAGAAUAGGAUCAAGAUGUAUAAACUGUUGUUUAAUUACGUGAGAAACAUCUUCAGUGGCCAAGGAAACUAUUUCUCUCAGAAAGCAUAUGAAAUGCUACCCAGACCUUUUAUAGCUAAUGAAGCAGUUCAAAACUUGAAAGAAAACAAAACCUGUCCUUAGAAUUCUAUAAAGUUUAUUAAGAAUGUUCCUUAAAGGUCUAAGAAGCAGUAAACAGCAUCUGAAGCCACAAUCUAUUAUAAAUACUUUAUUUCAACUAGAAGGUACAAUCUCUCAGGGGUUUCAUAGUUUAAAAAGCUACAAUCACAUCAUGUUGUAACUACAUAAAAAACAGUGCUGUAAAUGGAACUGCUUGGCUUUGACCAUACACAUUUCUGCACAGCCCUUACGGAAUCUGCACAAAGAAAUAUCUCCCUUUGCUCCAGUUAAUUGUUCUUGUAUGUAAGUUGCUUUCUAUUCCAGUAUAUCCAGAGUGGUGAAAUAACAAGGCCAGACACGUAGCCAAAGGUCGCUCCAAGCGUACAGGAGAUGGGCCAUACCUGAGGAGAGAAUGUAUGAGAUCAAAAAAGAACAAAUGUUUUAUUAUUACUUGAGCACAAGUGUAACCUAAAUAUUUCUAUAUUAAAGCUUAAUGUGCUUUCUUAAAGAAUGCCAAAAGUGUAAUAAGGUCAUAAUUGCAUUUAUCAUGAACACUAAAAAUGUACACAACUUAGUUAAUGUGCAUUAAACUGUAACAAGGCUUCUGGCAAUUGUAGAUUUAGUUUGAUGCUCCCCCAAAGUGCAUGAGACACAUGCUAAAAUUACAAAUUAAAAUUUUGGGUCAGACUUUGCCAUAAUGCUGGACUCAAUUUAGCUCUCUGAACUAGUUAGUAAUUUUUUUUUUUAAUUCCCACAUUGGCUGUGUACAUCAAAUGAAAUGAGAAGUGUGUAUGCUGACCAAACCACAAGGAACUUUAAGUUGCGUUAAGGAGGAAAGACCUAGAAUCCAAGCAUGUUACAUGAAAAUUAUAACAGAGCAGCUGCUUCCACCUUUGAGAUAUAAAUGUUGGAACCACAGCAGAAGUUAUAGAAUGACAACUUAUAUACACACCUAGAAUAGUAAGUUAAACACAAUACCAGCUUCCAGAGACCCAAUUUCUCCAGCCUCACUCUGCUUAAGUGAGGUAAUUAAUGUUGAUUUAUUUCAUCUACAAGCAGUGCAUGUGUUAGUCCCUAAGUGAAAGGCUCUGCUUAAAAAAAAAAAGUUGGAGAAAAAUUUCCAUGUUCUUCUGUGAAGCUUAUUUGGUACACUGGAGCCAUUUCUAAUCUUUUUCUGGGGGAACAGGCCAUAGAACUGUGUUAGAGGUGACCCAUCUUAAUUGCUAGUUCUAUUACCUAAUUCAGCUUCCUUGUUUGGUCUGCUGUGGAUCUGCCUUAUUGAAAAUGCCAUGCAUAAGAUAAUGGUGUUAGACAAAGCUUCAUUGUGAACAACCUAGCAGUUUAGAGAAACAAUCUCAUCUAUACAUUUUUUUCUAGCCUUUCCUACAUUUAAACUUGCUGUUGCCUAAAUUAUGAUUUUUUUAAAUGUCUUUGGUGGACUUCAUUCACAUGACUUGAGCUUACAGCUAUGUCUACCGCACAGAUUGGGUAAUGGAACACUAAACUUUUAUACUUGAAAAUGACAGCCUUAAAUGCUCAUAUCAGUCACAAAUCUAGGAUGUACUGUCUUGUUGUAUGUGAGCUUUGUAGAGAUUUUUAAAAAUAUAAGCAUCACCUUCCCAUUGAAGAGUGGAGAGAGUCUACUGGAUGACUGGUCAGGAACUUUCUCUCAGAAUCGGACAUUUGGAUGUCUUCUUUCUUCCAAGAAAUGGUGGUUCACAUUAAGUAUCAUGGCCUUAUGUAUGCUCAAAUGGAAUCUUAUGUAACUUUCUUAUUUAAUUUUGGUCUGCUAUUUUUAGAUAAAAUUGAAAGGAAUUGUAUAAAUCAAUUAACAUAUUAGCUAAGUUGUCCAACACAUGGUAUAAAGGAAUUACAACAGUAAACUAUUAUACAUUUCCAACUUGCCUUUGGGGAUUUAUGAGGAUUUUUUGGGGGGAGGGGGUCAAAUUCAUCUCUCUGAAACCCUUCACACUUGGUUUACUAGCCAUUCAAAGUUAAAGUCUAGAAUUUGUCCUGCUCUAACAGAAAUGGAUUAGGAAUUUGUCAACACAAACCGAUGUCACCUGUUUCUUGACUGGGCGUUCGUUUCCUCAUUAUAAAUGUGGGAGGUAGAACAGAGAUUCCAACGUCUCUUCCAUUUAUCAAAACUCUUAGGAUUCUCUUCUUUCUUAUUCACCAUAAUCAUUUGUUGGACAUUACCUUUUCAGUUUCAGUCUCAAGAUGGCAAAAAUCAUGUAUUUAGAUUAUCAGAACUCUAAGCAAAGAUGACAGUCUCAUCUGAACCUGAGGUGCCUUAAGUACUCUACUGACCUUGAUGGGGUUUGGAGUUCUCCAUUGCUUAUCAAGAGCUUUUUAAUUGCUUUGGUUCUUUAGUAUUUCUUUUUGCAAAAAUCCUUCCUGCCACUUUAAAAACCAAAGAUUUGUUUUCUAUUCAUAAGCAGCCUAUAGCAAAAUUACCUUAUUUUCAGAAGCAUGUCUUCAUUAAAAGCUUAGGUUUCAAAGAAAUUCAGACUAAUCACUGAAAUGACUAUUUCAAACUAGUGAAAUAUGUGGGAAAUAAAAUGCUUCAAAAAUACUUUAUUGACAUAAAUUUUGCUAGUGAAUACAAAUAUAUUGCCUCAAAUAAGGCCAUGUAUGAAUUAACUUACAAGAAAUUUGUAGUUAAUCACUUUUUGCAUAUAGAAAAUUAGUUCUAAAAUUCUUAAAAAUAAAUUUAGGGGCUACCUGAAAUCUUAUUUCUUUGCUUACACCCUUGUUUUAUCUCCACAGGUACAUUUUAGGUUAGCUCAUGGUGAAUUCUAUUUACAAUAAGUAGAGUUUGGAUUCAUGGGUUUUGUUAUGAAUUAUCUUAGUUACUUUAGACACUGUUUCCAUUUGUUUUUUAACUAUUUAAAAUACCAAAUUAAAUACCAGUUUGUUGGUUGUUGCUUUUAAAUGAUUGUUACUUUAACAGUGUCCCUUCCUAACACAUGGGGUUACAAAUAAAAUAUUAUGCAUAAUUUACUAUCUACGGAAAGCGCUGAACUUUUUACCUUAGUAGUUUUCAUUUACUACCCUAUGUAAACAUUUGGGAUAAUACUCUUUCCUUUGUUUCUUUAGGCUGAGAGUCUACUAAUCAUUGGCAAAGUAUGAGUCCCUAUACUCUGUUAAAAAAAAAAAAAAAAAAGCUUACUCUUAAAGUAUAGGGAGAAUAGUAAUCCCUCAUGAAUCCCAGCUAGAUUCCAAUUUGGGUUACUAAAUUGUAUUUUAAUCAUUCUGUAAUUUCAGUAUGGCUCUUUAUUCUCAAACACAUAUAUACCACCACACACAUUCUUUAAACAGCUGUCAAACCUCACCUCCAACAGAAUGCCAAAAAUGAAAUAUUGGUUAAAAAAUUUUGUCUAAUGAAGGGUUACGGCUUGGAACACUUGGCUAUUCAUGUUAUGUAAAUCAAGAAGUCCAUGCCAUCAGCAAAUUAAAAUGUUGGACUGGCUUUGAGGACUGUUAAUGAUGGGUCAGGCUUUGUACUUAAAAGAGUAUCUGCUUGGCUUUCCUGAAAUAAGCAUUUGUUAAUUUUAACACUGUCAUUUUUUAAAACGGAAUUUCUUUAAGGGCAGUUUUCAUGAUUUUUUAAGAUCAAAAUAGGUAAACAAAAGGAGGGAGGCUGCCCACUAAGAACUAUUCCUCAAGCAAUUUCCUACUAAAUUUCUUCUGAUUUUUAUAAAAAUUUUAAAACUACACUAUGGCAACAGAAUUCACUUGUCAAUCCUAGCUUAAUCAUGUAUUUUCAUAAUUAGACCCUAAGGUUUUCCUUUAAAACCAUUUCCUUAUGUCACAUACAGAAAUGUUUCUAUUCAAAAUUCUUCGUGCCACAAAUAGAAUUUUUAAAAAUGGUAUAUAUUAAACAGAUAAUUCAGCUGCUCAUCACUAUAAAGAUUUCUCCAAAUUAUGGUAAUCUGGGAUGGCUUUAUAUAAUUAUCUUAUUUUGUUUAAAGAAAAUAGAAAACAUAGAACAAACACAUUCAUGUAAAAGAAGUCAUUCACACAUGUUUGCCACCAAAAUGACAAUCAAGUUUUUUAUAAAUUUAAAUUUUUAGGCAGUAAACAGAAGAAACAACCUAUGCUGUAUAAUCAAAUAUAUUACAACUCAAUUACCAAUAAGAAAAAAAAUCUAGUGGUACAUCCGAUGUUAAGUGACCUUGACCAGCUCAUUUUAACAUAGGAGCCUCAGUUUCCCAGUCUACAAACCAGGGACAGAAGUACCUACUAUACUUAAAAUGCAGGGCUAAAGUAAUCUCUUAGAAUUGGUCAUAAAAGCUAUAAAGUACAUGAUACUGGUAUUCUGUAUAUUAAAUGUUGUAACUUGAAAAAAUUAAACUUAACACUAAGUAUUUCUCUAGUCACAGACCAAGUAAUAAGUAGAACUGUAAUAACCGUAAUAAGUAGAAAGGUAGUAAAUAGAACAGGCAGUUUAGAACAAAUAGUUCAUGAGUAAUGUUAUACUGUGUGGUAGGAACUAUUCCCUUACCCUUGCAAAGCAAUCAUCUUUAAUACAUGCUGUUCUUCACAUGGAAUGUCUGUUACAAGAGCAAACGCAAGAGCCGUACAACAUACUGGCAUUACGUUAGCCAUCUGUAGCCUCACCUCAGAAGGAGGAAUGAUUCCCUGCUGCUAGCUGUCAUUUUUCAUAAAUUUUAAGAAGCAAAAUAAGGACACAUAGUGGUUUUAAACUAAUCAUUUGUAGGCAUUUGUGUUAAUUUUUAAAGCCUCAUAUGAAUUACUCCAUUCGUUCAAAACUAUUUAUCGAGCCCCUACCUUAACCCAGCAGUUAAAGGUGCAAACCAAGAUUAGAUUAUUUAAUUUUGGGUACAUUUUAAUAUAAAUUCUUAAAAAUAUGUGUUCCUAAAAAAAAUAAAAAUUAAAUAUGUGUUCCAAAUAAAAAAAAGUUACUUAUAAUUUUGGGGGAGAUUUACUCUGUCACAGAUAAUAGAGAGAAACUGACCUAUAUGCAAGUCAGAACACCUAGAAACAUUUAGAACAACUCACGGCCAUUAUGAUUACUGUCUCUCUCUCCAGAUGAAAAGGAAAAUAAAACCCAGGCAGCUCAUUCUCAAUCUCAUGAGCUACUUUUCAGUAUGUUUGUUUUGUUGAUUGUGCUUAUCACAUAUUUGCAUUUGCAUGACUGACAGAGUUCAUCUUUCAAAGCCUGCUGAACUUACUGGUUAUAAAUAAUCAUUUAUAUUCUCAAAAUUGGCCUUGAACAGUAUGUUUUUCCAGAUAUUCCCAAAGUAAAUGCUAUUGUCUGAUACAGGAAUAUAUGCACAAAUGAACCUAGUGAUUGGGAUACAUUUCUGUAGUUAAAAACUGCACUGAUCCAUGUAUACACUCUCCUGUGACUAAGAAUACUAUUUUAGUAAGACAUUUCUGGAGGGUUGUAUCGUUUCUGGUCUGGAAUUCUUGUCAAAAUGACACUAAAAGGUCCUGGUCACAACUCAUGCAAAUGAGUUAACUUAGCCAGCAUUAUUCUCUCUCAUGUGGAAGUCCUAUAAGCAAAGCAUUAUCAACAUCGUUACCCUACUAUGAACACACCUUUUAAAUCCAAAAUUAUUUCAUGCCACUUAAGUGUUAACACAUUUUUCUCAUGCGUGAACCAUAUAAACCAUAUUCAUAUAAAUGAAUAUUUUAUUUUGGCCUAAACACAGUAUAAUCCCUCUGGUAAUGGAAAUACCAAUUAACAUCAAGACAUGCAGCUCUUCAAUCAAUCAAAUCCAUAAUCUUAGUUUUAAUCUCCCUUCAGCAUUUUGGAGUAAUCCAUGUAGUUAUAAUCCUAUGAUUUCUAGUUUCAAUUUAUAAUUAUCUGUGACUUCAGGAAAUGAAUACACAUAUUUCACAAGUAUUAAGUUUUUAACCUGGUAAAACUG
This is a messenger RNA of Sapajus apella (tufted capuchin), 6933 nucleotides long. RefSeq names its product ras homolog family member Q (gene RHOQ). Bases 321 to 938 code for a protein of 205 amino acids. Lineage: Eukaryota; Metazoa; Chordata; Mammalia; Primates; Cebidae. Gene Ontology annotation, biological process: cortical actin cytoskeleton organization; small GTPase-mediated signal transduction. Gene Ontology annotation, molecular function: GTPase activity; GTP binding. The transcript is spliced from 5 exons. The record is from RefSeq and is a predicted model, not a curated record.